Messenger RNA from Aspergillus calidoustus, 1755 nucleotides. Lineage: Eukaryota; Fungi; Ascomycota; Eurotiomycetes; Eurotiales; Aspergillaceae. The record is from the annotation of a GenBank genome assembly.
AUGUCUGACCUAGGUGGCCCCGGUGGUGUGUCGGGACUUGCAGGUAAUAAUGGCCGGAGCCAGAACGGGGCUUCCCGAGCCGCACAAGGCCCAAUCCCCGUUAACACGCAUACUGCGAGUGGUGUACGAACGCCCACAGACAUCAUGAGACAGCGCCGGGAUAGAGAAGCUCGUAAAAAGGCUGAACAGGAGGCGAGAAAUCGGGAGCAGGAGGAGGCUGACCGCAGGCGGCUUCAGCAGGAGCAGCAGGCCAGGGCGGCCCAGGCAUCCGCACAGGCCUACUCUGCUGGCGUUGCUGCUGAUAGACCUUCACAGCGACGAGCUGCAGCGAGAGCUCCAGCCGCGUCCGAGCCGAGUCCCCGCCGGACAACAGAGGCUCAGCAGCCUCAAGGGCAGAUUCCCCCUGCUCAACCAAGGCAACCUGCCCCGGCUGCCGCAUUUCCUCCACAGCCAUCCUCACAGACCAAGCUUGCUCCGCAACAAACGCAGCCUCCGCCCAGCCAGCCAGUGACAUCCCAGGCUCAGCAACAGACUUCUGGCCAACAAUCUUCUCAGCAGCCACGCCGUGUGGCGUUUCCCCAUGCCUUUGAACGCUGGGAGACCCUGUCCUCUCACUGGGAGGGGUUGACGAGCUACUGGAUUCGUAAGCUUGAACAGAACAAUGAAGCCCUAGAGCGGGAUCCCGUCAGUCAGCAAAUGGCCCGUCAGGUGACCGAUCUCAGCGCUGCAGGUGCGAACCUCUUCCAUGCCGUUGUUGAACUACAGCGCCUACGCGCCUCUUCCGAGCGCAAGUUCCAGCGAUGGUUUUUUGACACCCGUGCGGAACAAGAACGGGCCAAGGAGCUGCAGGCUGAGCUGGAAAGACAACUCCGAACUGAGCGACAGGCGCGCGCAGAGGCAGCCAAUUCACUCCAAAAGGCAGACAGCGACAAAACCCGCAUUGAAGAGCUGCUCAAAGAGAUGCGCAGAGAACUCCAGAUCUCAAAGGACGAGGCUCGCCGCGCGUGGGAGGAGCUGGGUCGCCGCGAACAGGAAGAAAGAGAUCGCACCAAUUCCCUUCGUAACGGAGAGCCCACCUUGGUCGGAGGAGUGCAGGUAGUUCCAAUGAUUGCGGGGAUUCCACGACGAGACCCCGGCCGCCCUCCUACUCGAGAGGGCCCCUAUGCCGGAGGCGGCGAUCGCAAUGAUCUGUAUGGUGAUACUCCGGUAUCACCAGUGGGAACUGACCCGUUUGUCGAGGGCCAAAGGUCUGUACACGAGCCCGACGUGACAAGUUACUCCCAGGCUCCAGCACCUGCUUCCACCGCUGCUCAAGCUCAGGGACAUUAUGCUGGCCACUAUUAUGAGCCAGAGGCCCCGUUUCCUCCUGCUCAAACCACUGCCGGACGUGAACCUAGCAUAGGCAGCGGUGAGCCCGGUGAGGAUUAUGGCUAUCAGCAAAACCCCCAGAGUCGCCAGAUCAUCUAUCCCCGGCCAAUGUCCGAAGAGAGUGACGAAUACGAACACGGUUCGCUGGAUGAUAGCGAGCCAGGAUAUGUGACGAGCACCAUGCCGCCCACUUCUGGCGCCCUGUACGCCCCCGGUUAUGACCAAAACGUGGACUACAGCGGAUCCGGAUGGGGGCCAGGUUGGGAGUCUCUCACCCCUCGCCAUCGCCACCCGACGCGCCUCAGCGACGUCCUUGAAGAGGAAGAGCCCCGGACGACUCCCAGCCGUGCGAGCCGCGCCAGCCAGGCGAGCAGGAGCGUACAAUGA